This is a messenger RNA of Guyanagaster necrorhizus, 1720 nucleotides long. RefSeq lists its product as uncharacterized. Gene Ontology annotation, biological process: nuclear inner membrane organization. The transcript is spliced from 6 exons. Bases 30 to 1631 code for a protein of 533 amino acids. The record is from RefSeq and is a predicted model, not a curated record. Gene Ontology annotation, cellular component: chromosome, centromeric core domain; mitotic spindle pole body; microtubule organizing center attachment site. NCBI's taxonomy places the organism in Eukaryota, Fungi, Basidiomycota, Agaricomycetes, Agaricales, Physalacriaceae.
CGUGCAUCGUUGUCUCUUCGCCUGCCAUCAUGUUCCACCGACGAAGUAGUGUCCAAUGCUUUUUCUGCCACACGACGUUGCCCAUUCCAAAGGAUCCAAGAAAUUUUCGUUGCAACAACUGUACCUGCUGGAAUCGCUACGAUACCAAGGGCGAAAUUUUGUCCUCUGAGCCUGCCAUGCACGACGAAUCCCUCAACUUGCGGUCGUUCUCAAAGCGGGCCUCUCCCAACAAGGAACGUUUACCUACAAUGUACGGAAAAGGCCCAUUCUGCCAUACUUGCCAAACAAAUCAGAUGCUCUUGGUCAAUCUCUUGUCAAAUUAUCUGCCAAAUCCAGAUAGUGCUGAAUACGAACGCCGCGUCGAAAUGCUCCCAGAGUACAAGGAGUCUUUGCAUAUCCGCUAUCCACCUGUCUGUGCUAAUUGUCUUCCUGCUGUCGAAGACGAGAUCCAGGCCAAGGACAAGAUGGCGCGUGUAAAUGCUCUUGGAAGGUUCCUAAAGAACACCAAGGGUAAAGAGCAGACACGUCACGUUUCAGCGCCCGAGCUGACGAAGGAGAAGCUUACCUUGGGGAUGUUGAUGUGGAGGUGUCGAGGUUGUUUGUGGGGCACGUCGCUACUGACUACUCUUGUUGGAUAUUCUGCUCCAUUGCUCAACUUGUCAGUCCCAUUGUCGGAUAUACUUCACCCUCCUAUGCUGCCGAUUGUGGCAUUUCUAUCAGUCUUCUGGACAUUCUGGGACCCCACCUAUUCCUCCUUGCAAAGGGCCUAUAGAGAAGGCCGCAACGUACGAAUACAGGGGAAGAAGAACUACAUAGCGCUGCAAAUGGUUUCAUGGAUAUCUCGAAUAUUUACGUCAAUUUCGGUGACCCUAGCUUGGUAUCUGCCACAGGCAAACUAUCUACAUUUACUAGAGACGCCUAUUUCUUCUCGGGCUCGCACCUAUUAUAUGAUCUCUCUGAUGCUGGAGCUAUCUGUCUUCAUAUCUUCUUACUUCGUGCUCCGAUUACAGCAACCACCAGCUAUCCGUUUACUUGAACUGAACCAGUUACCCUCCCGAGCCCCUACACCUAAUCUUAACGCAUCUCGGUCCAACACUCCACUCACCCCACCAAUCGUUAACGACAGCGAUUUGCUUGCCUCUCUCACACUCUCAUCGAAACCUGUUAUCGCCAAACCUCCCGUUUUUGGCGUUCCGUCUCUUCGUACCUCGGCCCUUCAUUCUAAUGCUCACCAACCGGAGACCGAUGCUGAUGAAAUGGAUUGGACGCCUACGAAUGGGCAAAGGGAGAAGCCUAAACCAUAUGACGACUCCUCUUUUCUUCAUCCACAGAAGUUCUUUGCUCCAGAGAACCCCACAGGGCUGGAAAGCUUAUUUGAGAGUACACGACUUGUUGAUGACGUUACAAUGAAUGAGCCAGCACCUGAGAGCGCGCCGACCCGGUCGAGCUUUGCGAUCGCUCAUUUGUGGAGCUGGGGAUGGGUUUAUCUGUUGUCUACACUGCCGUUUGCAGGAUUUUUUUUGUUCCAGCGGUUGUACGACAAGAGAGAUAGUGGUCUUGCGCCGACCAGUGUGCAUGAAGUGACACCGCAAUAUCCCAUACACGACGUACCCAUAGCGUUGAAUAUCUAAUAUAUUGUCUACAGUUAAGGCCCAAAUACAUCGUCCAGAAAAGCGUUGGACAAAGCAACGCAUUGUUGAUAAACUUUCUCAAAGCCAUU